Messenger RNA from Lytechinus pictus (painted urchin), 8134 nucleotides. Its product is annotated as E3 ubiquitin-protein ligase SHPRH-like. Gene Ontology annotation, molecular function: metal ion binding; ATP-dependent chromatin remodeler activity; ATP binding. NCBI's taxonomy places the organism in Eukaryota, Metazoa, Echinodermata, Echinoidea, Temnopleuroida, Toxopneustidae. The coding region runs from base 201 to 5753 and encodes 1850 amino acids. The record is from RefSeq and is a predicted model, not a curated record. The transcript is spliced from 27 exons. Gene Ontology annotation, cellular component: nucleus. Gene Ontology annotation, biological process: DNA damage response; protein polyubiquitination.
AGAUGAGCGGUAUUAAUGGCGGCUGGGCAUAUUAGCUAAUAUGGCCGGGUCUGUGAGUCUAGGCUAGUCGAACUAUCGGCUGAUAAUCGUUAAAAUACCCCUUCCAGUAUCAGCGCUUCUCGCUAGCAUAUAGCGGGAAGAGGUCUUGACUGCAGAUAAAAUGAGGUGAGUUCGAGUCCCAACUAAGAUAUUCCAGCGGCAUGAGAGAAAAACGCAAACCUACCACAUCCCAACGACUUGACGCAGAGAAGAGGCAAUGCCUGUCAUGGGACAUGUACAGUGCAGCGGACACCGCCUCAACUGAAGGUCAGCCAAGCACAAGUCAAGUUGAUGAAGGCAUCGAUCCAGAUAUGGUGUUUGGUGUAAUGUCAGAUGUGGGCCUGCGUCUUGUAGGGGAUGGGACGUAUGAGGUACCAGACCAAUCAUCUGGUGUGGACCUGUGCCCUAUAUCAGAUGUGAGCCUUCAUCUUGGAGAGGACAGUCCAAAGAAUGCAUCAGACCCUGUAUCAGAUGAGGAAGUUAUUGACUUGACAGGGGUCAAGGAUGUCCCCUUUCUUACAGAGGAAGUAGUCUGCACUGAGCCAGAGGAUGUCCAAUACCAGUUCCGCGUCUCAAGGUCCAAGUAUGAUAUCUUGGAAGAAGAAGCAGCCUACAGCAUCAAGAUUCACUUGGACCAACCUGAAGAAAAAAAUCAGAAAGGUCUUCUCUGCACCAUGAAGGUGAAACUGUCACCUGUUUCUCCUGCUUUCAUUCCUCAGCCAAACCCUCAACUCCCAAAAGAUGGAUACAGUACCCUCCUCCUGCGAGACGCACCCGGUUUGGAUUUCCUGGUGUUCCACGAUGAGCAGACCAAAAACUUGCCUAUCUGUAAAUUCAGCAAGAAGGAUCGUCUGCUAGGACGUGGAAGCUUCCUGGCAUUCGCUGUUGAGAUGGACAGAAGACCAAGCUCCCCUUGCCUUGAAAGCUUCCAAGAACUUGUCAAAGUGAAGAAGGGGAUGCUCCAGCUCUGUAUUCAUGACCAUGAUCCUGCGUCUGGAUGUGCCGUGUUAGAUGCUUGGAUUCUUUCCGGUAUAGUGUCUCAGCCAUCCUUUGCAUCUCAAUGUCCGUCUAAGAAACGGCACCUUGAAUACGUUCCCCAACUGAUGAACUGGUAUCAUGGAUAUCCACCACCAACUAAUAAAAAAGGCAAGGUGCACAAAAGGUACGACUACAACACGCUCUUUGACAAAGUGCGCCAGUAUCACGAGACACAGGAGGUAGUGGAGGUGAUUGACGUCCAGCACUCAAUCCUUGUCCCGGUCUUGCGGCCGUACCAGCGCGAUGCUGUCCGCUGGAUGGUCCAGAGGGAAACAAUGACACAAAAUGAUAAGGGUCAGCUGCAUAUCCUUUGGAGGCUGUUCAAGACAGUCGAUGACAGGACCUUGUACUACAACCCCCAAAGUGGCGAGAUCACUGACCAAAUGCAAGAAAUGCCAGAGGACUUUCCUGGUGGAAUUUUGGCUGAUGAGAUGGGGCUUGGAAAGACAGUGGAAGUCCUGGCCUUGAUCCUUGCUAAUCCAAGGUGGGCCAAAGACUUCUCCAGAGGAACAGCUGCCUCAUCCGGUCUACAGGAUAACCCUGAUGGCAAUCACCUUUCGAGCGAACAUUCCAAUAAUGACAACACUUCAUCCUCCAUGCAGGACAACUUACCAGAGUGUGCUAGUAGAGUUGAAGAUAUUCCUCAAGGCAAUGACCUGUCAGAAGAACAUUCCAUAAACAACAAUGCUAUAUCUUCCAAGCAGGACAAAUCACCAGAGACUGCAAGCAAUGUUGAAGAUGUUGUGAAUAGUAGAACUGAAGGAACAUUGACUUCAUCUGAAAUUGUAGACAUUCCUGAUGUACCAAGCACAUCAUCCUCCAUGCAGGACAAAUUGUCAGAAAGUGUAGGAACUGGUCAUUCUUCAGUGGAAGGUUCAUCGGAUCAUAGAACCGCAGGAACAUUAAUUUCAUCUGGGAAAAUAGCCAAUCCUAACGUACAAGAGGAUGUAGCUUUAGCGGUACCAAAUGAACAGGAUGUCAAUGGAACAGAUGGAGAGACCCUUGAAGGAAGUACUGUGUUAGGUGAUGAUGUAUCAUCAUUCCCAAUAAAUAAGAUGGAUGUGAGGCAUACUGCUGCAGAGGAAGCAACAGAAACUCACCCAAGUCAGGAAUCGUCCGAACUCACAGGAUCAAAUCCCAACAAAGGAGAGCAUACACAGAAUGUUGAGAACAGUGAAAGCCAGAGGCCAGGUGAAAUGAUGCCAUCAGUUAUCAUUGAUGGGGUGGAAACAAGAAUCCUUGCUCUAAAAGUAGAAUCUGAAUUUGAGUCAGACAUUGAUCUCUGUAACUCUAUGAUCAAUCAACAACCACAAGAGAAUAACCCAUUCUCAGAACCCAACGUGCAAUACGCUAGCCAAGCUGUAAAUCAUGGGAAUAGUACUACUCAAAAUGCAAUAGGAGUGGAUUCCUCCAUGCAUUUACAAGGGGAAGAAGGAAUGUCUUUGACAGUGAUCAAAGAAGAACAGGACAAUUCAAGUUCAGUUGAGAUGCAUGAACAACUUGAAUCACCAAUGGAAGAUGUGAAAGAGCCAAUAUCAGAAAGUGAGAACCCUAAAGUCUUUGAGUGUAUCUGUGGUCGGUACGAGCAAUUCAUCCGUUUACCAGCGUGCGUGCAGUGCCUGCGAUGUCAUUCCUGGCUCCAUGCUGCAUGCAUUGGCUUUGAUAUCCACAUGCGGGACAAACCCAGUCAUGACCUGCAAUUCUGGUGUCCGAACUGCUUUCCCAAGGUGCCACCACUUGAAUCUGCUGCAACGCUGAUCAUUUCACCAGCCUCCAUAUCUUAUCAGUGGGUUGAUGAGAUUAAUAGGCACAUCGACUCAUCCACCCUCAAAGUUAUGAUGUACGAGGGUGUAAAGAAAGAAGGCUACAUCCAACCACAAACCCUUGCGAAUUGUGACAUUGUCAUUACGACUUACAGCACACUCCGGACGGAGCUGGACUAUGCUAAUCUCUCUCAACCAGGUGCCGAGGGGCGUAGCCUUCGCAAAGCUAAGCGGUACCAGACCACGCCCAGUCCUUUACCCUGCAUAGAGUGGUGGAGAAUUUGCCUGGACGAGGCACAGAUGAUUGAGUACACGACGGCUAAGUCAGCUGAGAUGGCUAAUAGGCUAUCGGCAAGGAACAGAUGGUGUGUGACUGGAACGCCUAUCCAGAAGAGUCUUGAUGAUCUGUAUGGCCUAUUCUUGUUUCUUGGGAUUGAACCUUACUGGGUUAAACACUGGUGGGAUGUACUUCUCAGUAUCCCUUACAGUAAUGGCCACAGGGAACCACUACAGAAGGCACUUUGCAAGAUCUUCUGGCGCUCUGCCAAGAAGGAUGUCCUUGAUCAGAUUGCACUUCCACCCCAGAGGGAGGAGAUCCACUGGUUGGAUUUCUCACCUGUUGAGAAGUACUUCUACAAGACAAAACAUGAAGAGUGCUCUGUCCACUUCACAUUUAAUUCUGACAAGGCCAGCAUCGGUCCUGAAACCAAGCUCUCGACCCUUGAUAGAAGAUCUCUUCAGAGUCUACUGGGACCUCUCCUGAGGGUGCGCCAGGCCUGCUGCCACCCUCGCAUCGUUAGGGGUGAGUUCACCGCCCUGCAGAAGAAGAAGCAGCUUAGCAUGCAGGAUCUGCUGAAGACCAUGAUAACCAAGGCUGAGAUAGACAGUGACGGGGCCCAUCGUCAGCUGGUCUGUGCCAUGAAUGCCUUGGCUGCGGUACACUGCAUCAAGGAGGAGCUACCGGAAGCUGCUUCCCUGUAUCGUGAAGUUCUGAAGUCGGCUGAAGAGCACAAAGACAAGAUCAAGACGGACAAGCUCCAGAUACUGCACGCCACCUACAACCUCGACAAGAUAAUCAAGGAUAGACCAGAGGUUGUUCAACCCAGCCCAGCUGACGGCAAUCUUGCUAGAAGGAUGGUGUCCCUGAGAAAUCAGUACUUGCAGAAAACGGCUCAUCUUGUAAGUGGUAGCUUACAGACCGUUCAACCAAUCAGAGACAAGGUCGUAGAGCAACAGGAGAAGCUCCCGGGUGGCCCAGCAUGGUACCUGGAUGGCAUUCAAUGGGCCAUCUACCAGGGAUUAGGAGCAGAAUUGGUUAAAAGAAUCAAGACUGAACUAGAGGCAAAGAGUGAAGUUAUGGGAUUAGCUAACAGAUUCCGAGAUGCAAGGGGACUUCAGUUCAUCCUGACCAAUGAGCUUGAGGAGCUAGCUCAACUCUAUGAGUCGGCCUGGGACGGAGUAGCUAGUCUACAAGACAGACUCCAGGACAAAGCUCUUCUAGCUGAAGCAACAGACUGCCAUCUUAGACCCUUCAAAGGAAAAGCAAAGAACACGUGUCCAUUUUGCAAGGUUCAGGACCAUCUGCAAAGAUACGAGAUGAAACUCUUCUCAUUUGAUGUCAGAAAUCUGGAGGCAGUUGGAUUGGCUGGUCCAUCCAAUGCUGACCCCAACCAAGACGACUUCAACAUGAUGGCCGGUGGACCCCGUGGUAACUGGGCUAUCAGUGAACACGAGAGGGCGCUGCGUAUCCUGCACAGCUUCCUGAAGAGCUGCAGUGCCGAUGACUUGACCUUAGAGGAGGGCACCAUCUUUUUGGACAUGCUUGAACAGCAACGGAAAGAAUUCAAGCCACUGAGAGCAUACUGGGGUGCCAUGCGUGACAGAGUGGCAGCAAUGGACGAAUUGGAGAUGGCAAUGCUGAGGUUAAGGGUCAAACUUCCGGGAGAAGAAACAGAUCCCGCCUCCCAGCCUUAUAUCAUUGAACCAUUGGAGGUUGAACAGCAGAGGUAUAGGUUCCUGAAUGACCGUAUGGUCGCCAAGAAUGACCUCAAGAGGAAGCUAGGUCAGUUGCUCUACCUGCAGAAUCUGGACAAAGCUCAGUACAACCUCAAGGAUGGUCAUAACCCCGAGGUCUGUCCUAUCUGUGUCAGACCUCUUGGUGGUCAGUGGACUGUCCUUCAGUGUGGGCACUGUUUCUGCACCGAAUGCAUGGAGACCAUGCUGAUGCGUGUCCACAUCGCUGGCCGCCAGGGUUCGGUCAAGUGCGCCGUCUGUCGCUUGCCUACAGAGGGCACGGACGUCUCCUACGUCAGCGUGACGCUGCAGGCGGGUUCCUCGGAGGCGGCGGAAGAGAGAGUUGUGGAGGAGAGUAUCAAGGUCGAGGGGGAUCACUCGACGAAAAUCGAAGCGGUGGUGAGAACUCUGAAGAAGAUUCAGAUGAUGGAGCCUGGAGCCAAGGCUAUUGUGUUUUCAACGUGGUCCGAGGUCCUUGAACUCAUCUCAAAAGCUCUGACUCAGAACUGGAUCAACUUUAAAAAUGCGGCGAAGAAUGGAGGCCAAAAAUAUUUUCAUGCUGCAUUGACAGACUUCAAGCAUGAUCCAGACAUCACUGUCCUCCUUCUACCGGUCCAUAGCGGUAGUAAAGGCCUUAAUCUCAUUGAGGCAACCCAUGUUCUUCUGGUUGAACCCAUUCUAAAUCCAGCUAGCGAACUGCAGGCCAUUGGCAGGGUGCAUCGUAUUGGACAAACAAAGCCAACGGUUGUACAUCGCUUCCUCAUCCAUGAAACCAUUGAAGAGAAACUUCAUACCUACCUCAGUACACACACAAUCAGGGAUGGACUCAACUCGGUGGAGACCGAUACUGGAGACAUGACCUUCUCCGACCUCAAGGGGUUAUUCUCAUCUGAAACUUAAUCCGGAGCUUAUCCAGAAAGGCUCCAUGAUCUGCAGCCGUUAUGCAAGAAUCAGCAUGUAUUCAUGAAGCUGUUUCGUAUGUGUCAAGUGAAUGAGCAUGUAGAUAAUUCUAAGUCUGGAAGCUCUACACUUGGUGUAAAUGACCACCUUAAAAAGUUGUUUAAGGAAAAGUGAGAGGGCAGGUGUUAGAUGACUUGUUCUCAAAGAAGUUUGAUUUGAGAUUCAAAAUGACGAAUGGGGAAAAUUGUAUGCAUAGGCUGAAUAGACCUUUAAGUUAUUUGAUUUCACAAAAAAGUUAAAGGAAAAUGAAACCUUUGAAACGAGAUACAUGUAGCUUGUGCGAAAACAGAAAAAUCAAAGAAACAGAUCAACAAAGCUUUGAGAAAAUUUUCAUAAAUGAUAAGAAAGUUAUAAGCAUUCGAAGUUUAGAUCAUUAUUGUAAAGUAGAUCCUCCCAUAGUGUUUUUUCUUCAAUAGCAUACCUUAGCCAUUGUUUGGACAUAUAUUACAUAUACAUGCAAUAUUCCAUCACCUAUAGUUAUAUGUUCAUCUCCAUGUAUAUUAAAUUAUUAGCAACUUAACCCUAAAAGGACUGGGCCCCCGCCCCUCAACACGUUGUGUGAUAUUUCCAGAACGCGUAAAGAUAGCGCCGAAAAAUAUUUGGACUUUUCUUUGAAGUCCUUUGAUCCUUUAAAUAAGAUUACAAAAAUGACAUCUGGAAAAAAGAAGAAAAAUUGAAGUGAAAUUGGGUGUUAAAUGUGCUAAUAAUGUUUUUCAUGAAUAAAUUUGCAUAUUUUAUUCAUAAUAAAUGAGAAAUUAUUAUUUUCGGAAUUUUAUUUCAUGCUGGCUUGUAGUUUAUGUGGUAAAGAAUGUGCGUGCCAAAUUUUGGCGCAAUUGCACGAACGACGGCCGGGAUCAGUCCUCAAUACAUCUCAAACAGCCCAGUCCUUUUAGGGUUAAAGGGAAAGUCCACCCUUCUGUCAAGAUGGUUAAAGCAGAAAUAAAAUGGAAACAUAUUUAUGGCAUUUUGGUGAAAAGGUGGUUAAGAUAAAAUUAUAUUAAACUUUGAAACUUCAUAGAAUGGAAUUACUUCAUACAUUCUUUAAUGAAAGAUCAAUUAUGUUAAAAAAGAUGCUAAUAUGAACACUUGCAAUGUGCCAGUAUACAUGAGUGAAUGCUUAUGAUGCAGAAUAUUAAGGAAACCAAUAUUAGAAAAUAGCUGUCCCAGGGCUCAAAGGAAUUAAAGCUAAACAUUGAUUAAAGACUAGUGUAAGGAUAAGCGAAAUUGUAGAUCUGAAUUUUUUUUAAAAGAAUAACGUAAAGUGAGAAAAGAGGAAACCUAAUGAAAAUCUCUAGGCUUGUAUUAACUGCUUUUAUUGAAACAAACUUAACAUUUUGGUGGAUUUUCCCUUGGAAAUUAGUAGUGAGAACUAUUUAUUCAUUUUCACUGUAUGAUCUUAGUUCAGUAGAAAGACAAAUUCCUUGAUAUCAAUCAUGAAUGCAGACUUGUAUAUUUGUAUAUGUUUACAAAGGAUUAUAUAUUUUUAUAACGUAGUUUACAGUCAUACGUACAUCAAUCAUAGUAUUCUGUAUUCCAUUUGAUCAUGUUCACACUAUGUAGACCAAUUGUUUCAGAAAUUUGUUUUAGUGAUUUUUUCAUCUUGGGGGCCUCAAGUGUGCCCUAGAAUAGAUAAUGAGAGCAUCAACUUAACACCAAUCCGGGGCCUGUCCAACAAAGUGUUCGGAGAUUCAAGUAAUUUAAGUGGUCGUGUGGUCCAGUAGUUAGAGCAUUGGACUAAUAAUCGCAAGGUUGUGAGUUUGAAUCUCCGCUCUACCAUUUCUUCACUUUGAUAAAAUGACCAUAGAAUAAUAUCUGUAAGGUCAGCCACUAUGACUGAUUAACCUAGAAGUAAUAUGUUUCCUAUUUAAUUGGUUAUAUACCAGCUUGGCAUUUAUUAGCAUAAAGCUGUCCUGCCAAGUUCGUAUUUGAGUUAUCUGUCUAUUCUUAGGCACACGACUCGAGAUUAAGCUCCUGACCUUCCCAGCGCUCAGUGCAUUCAAUGAAUUGAUCCUGCUGGGUACCCAUUCACCUCACCAGGGUCGAGUGCAGCACAAUGUGGGUAAAUUUCUUGCGGAAAGAAAACAUGCCAUGGCCAGGGUUCAGUGUGUGUAUAAGUAUCGUAGGCCAAUUAGGUUACAUCUAAUCAAACUUGCUUUGCUACAGUGUAUGGAUUGGGUUACAUGUAAAUGUAACUAAGAUAUAUGCAGAAGUUGCAUAAAGCCAUAAGAUAAAAAAAAGUAUAAGGUAAGAACAAAAAAGACACUGAAACUUAUUUAGAUACAUCUUCAUAUCUAUGUUUAUUAAAAUAUGAAAAUAUAUUA